Caenorhabditis elegans is the source of this 2762-nucleotide messenger RNA. RefSeq names its product DUF1336 domain-containing protein (gene ric-7). The transcript has 13 exons. Bases 152 to 2236 code for a protein of 694 amino acids. The record is from RefSeq and is marked reviewed. NCBI's taxonomy places the organism in Eukaryota, Metazoa, Nematoda, Chromadorea, Rhabditida, Rhabditidae. Gene Ontology annotation, cellular component: presynapse.
CACAGUGUCUCUCUCGUGGGACGGGCGGGCGCCCUUGGGAGCUCAUCGAGAGAAGAAUCAUCUUCUUCACCUAUUCACCAAGUUUCAAAUUGAGAUUCUAAUUUUCAGCGUCUGAAAAUUCUGAAACUUCUGAAUUAGCUUUUACAGAGAAAUGGACGCCGCUGAAAUUGAAGUGGCGUUCAACAACUCUGAUAUUGUAUUUUCCCUAUUUUCACCUUUUUCACCAACUAGAGCUACAUUGAAAGCUCGUACAAGUGGGGUUCUGCUCGUCGCCGGUGUAGGAUCAUUCUUCGCUUAUCGAGUUGCAUCGAAUCUUCUAGGAAAUCGAUUUGUAUGGGAAUGUAUGGAUGCGCGGCGAGUAGAUCAACUACCAACUGCAGAUCGUCGACUUCUCUAUUCAUUUGCCGCCGCGGAAGAGGAAGAUGCGGAAGAUGACGAAGACGCCGAGGUUGAUGCAGAACACGGUGGAAUACGGAGACGACGAACAGACAGUGAAGGAUCAAGAAUAUCUGUUGGACAGGCUUCCCUCGGACGAUUAAAUCGAAUACGAAAGUCCACGAGGACCCCACGUGGAUUACUUGGAAGUCUUCAGGAAACGCCACGAAGACGGGCUGGAAUUGUUAGUCGACAGUCUUCUAGACAUUCGGUGGCUUCUGGUCACUCGUUAGCUUCAAUUCCAUUUUCCUCGAACUCCUCUGUCAAAUCAGCAUCAUUUCGAAUAGUUUGGGAAGGAUCUCAACCAUCUUGGGAUGAUUUUGACACUCCAAGCACUUCUGCAGGAGUUCAGAGAGGAACUCCCGGAGCUCCACAACCAAGUGUGCUCAGUCGAUUGGGACACGUGGCUUCCACUUCGAGUUUGCGACGAUUCGAAGAUGGGCAAUCUGUUGGUGAUUUAUGCAGUGUAUUCAAUGAUGUGAUGAGUGUCAGGUCACUGGCAGAAGGAAGUGACGAUCCGUUGUUGGAUGAUGAAUUUAGAUAUGACGAAGAAGAUUCUGAUGGGAUAUGGAAGAAAUGUACCGACGACGCUAAAUAUAUGUAUCAAAGUAUUGCGAUUGAAGCCAGUGAAGCAGGCUCUGAAGGUGGUGGAUCGCCGAUUAAACGACAGUUACUUGAACUCGGAAUCGACAAUGACGACGAUCGAACCGAAACCCUCUUAUCACCUCCAGAUUCCGAAGGGGCCAUGUCACGAAGUCAGCAUUCAAAAGGACAACGUUCUUCUAUGUAUGAUUCUGCAAUUGGGGCUGAAAUUUCGAGCAGUGAAGAGGGAUCGACGUGUCCUAAAAGAUUAUACGUUCUCCAGGAAUCCGAUAACAUGUCAAUUGUAGCUCCGUCGUGUGCUUCACUGGAAUGGUGUGAUGAUAUUGAUCGUAACGGACCGAGUCGUAUUGGAUUCGAUGAAGAAGGAUCAUCACCACAAAGACUUCGACGAGCAAACCUUGAUUGGGAUCUUGAAUCAGAAGUUGCCGUUCAACGAGCCCUGUCAAUUGCUUCUUCAUCUGUAACGCGGGAAAUUGAGCCAAAGUUUGCUCCGAAAAUGUCGAGAGAUUUGAUGGUGAUGGCUUGUGAAAUUUUUCAGCCAUAUUCACCACCAUUUAGGGACCUCCAAACCAUCUAUCAUAAGCGUCGUCUGAAACGAGUCGCCGUUCCGAGUGUCACCGAAUCAAAUGAAUCAUGUGUUUCUCUAUUCAUGCGAUCGGCUCUUUAUCACAAAUGUUCACUUCUUCGCGACGCCACGUGGUCGAUUAUUGAAAAGCGAUUCGACAAUGCAGUCCAAGAAUGCGAUUUUAUGAAUAAAUGGCCAGGCUACAGUCCGUCUUCAAUGCGAAAAGAUCUGAAAAAGUUGCAUGAUUUGGCAUCAACUGAUUCGUUAUCCGGACUUGAAGAAGAUCACCAUAAAGCCUACCAAGUGUUGAUGGUUCUCGAAGCGAAGAGAGCGUAUGACGAACGACUUGCUGGACUUUUCUGUGAAGAUUGGUUCAAUGUGGACAGUCCUGCAGACAUUUUCAAGAUUCUCGUUGACCGAGGAGAUGACGAUUUACCUCCAAAGAUUCUCUGGAACAUUCUCUGCCGAAUCAGUGGCGUCUCCAUCGAAAUCAUUGAUGCCCGUGGACUAUCCGAACAUCCAAAAAUCAAUCGUUUUUCUGCAUCAGCAUCACCUAUAUCUGCGCCUUGUCUAACAUGGCUACGCCUUGGAAAACGUCCGGUUCCCCUGUUCUACAUACCGGACGAUGAAUAAUAACUAGGACCCUCUUUUUGUUAUUCGUAACUUGUAAAACGGGCUUAUAAUUUUCACCUUCUUUUGUCAUCUUGAAAAUACUCAAUUUUUCUGUAUUUAUAUCGGGUAAUCAAAACUCUAAUUCAAUAAUUUCCUCAACAAAAUUUUUUAUGUGUUUCCCUUCACCUGUUCGAUCCUGCAACCCCAUCCCAGUGUAGGAGGCUCUUUUCAACUCGAGGAGCUCUAAGAAAUAUCGAGUUUUGUUCAAUUUUUCUCCCAAACUUUCCAAAUUUUUCAUGUUCCCGGUGCCAAUUCACCCCCACUUUCCGUAGGUUUUCCCUCCAUUCUCGCUGGUUCAAAAGUUUCUGUAUUUUUUGUAGAAUUUUAGGUCUCGUAGCGCUUUUUUUCUGAAUUCAUAGGCAAUUCAUGUUAUCAUUAUUUUUUCUCACAUUUUAUGACUGCUUUCUUGACAAUUUGUUAAUGAUUUCUUGAAAGAUUUUUAUCAAGUUUAUCAAUUUUUUUGAUGAAUGAUUAGAAAUUUUAAAUU